Messenger RNA from Xenopus tropicalis (tropical clawed frog), 4134 nucleotides. It is a transcript of the gene nkain1, whose product is annotated as Sodium/potassium transporting ATPase interacting 1cting 1. Lineage: Eukaryota; Metazoa; Chordata; Amphibia; Anura; Pipidae. The record is from RefSeq and is marked provisional. Gene Ontology annotation, cellular component: plasma membrane.
GAGCACACAAGGUUGUAUGCUCCUCCUCUCUUAUACAGAAUGCAGAUUUGUAGGGUGGCAUUCCCAGCCAUGGUCCUAUAAAGCACAAGGCCCUUUUUCUUCAUGGAGGAAGGAUGCACACAAUGCUAGGCUGAAGAGCUAACAUUUUGGGGAUUUCAUCCUCUGACUAGGAUCAGUCUCCACCAACCGUCGGUGUUUACAGAAUCCAAUCUAUCCAUCAUGGGCAGAUGCAGUGGGCGAUGUACCUUGGUUGGGAUCUGUUGCCUACAGCUGGCUGCUGCCUUGCAGAGACAAAUCUUUGACUUCCUUGGUUAUCAAUGGGCUCCCAUAUUAGCAAACUUCCUUCAUAUUAUGGUGGUGAUUCUGGGAAUACUGGGGACUCUUCAUUACAGAUCCAGGUAUCUUAUACUGUAUUCCAUAUGGCUGGCAUUAUGGGUGGCCUGGAAUGCUUUUAUUAUAUGUUUCUAUCUGGAAGUGGGACAUUUCUCACAGCACAGGGACCUGAUCAUGAACUUUAAUACCUCCAUGCAUCGGUCUUGGUGGAUGGAGAAUGGGCCAGGCUGCUUGGUGACCCCAGUGCGUGGCCCUCCUCUACCACUGGCAGAUCAUCACAUGGUGACAGUGACUGGCUGUCUCCUGGACUAUCCAUACAUAGAAGCUUUAAGUAGUGCUCUACAAAUCUUCCUGGCGCUCUUUGGUUUUGUCUAUGCUUGCUAUGUCAGCAAAGUUUUCAUGGAUGAAGAAGACAGCUUUGAUUUCAUUGGUUCAUAUGAUUCCUAUGGAUAUCAGGCUCCUAUGAAGACAUCGCACCUCCAGUUGCAGCCACUGUACAAGCCUGGCUAAAAGGCUCUGCUGAGCCUAAACUAUACAGCGGACCCUUUGAAGGAAACACACCCACACUACUGUUUACUCUGAGCCUUUGGUUUUGAUACAGAAAUUUCUUUUAUGUCAUUAUUUCUGAUAAGUGGUCAAAAGCCUUAAUACAAAAAGGCAGUUGUACUGAUAUUUGAAAGCAUCUUCUUACAGUUGUGUAACUGAGUUUUAAAGAAAGUUACUAUUAAUACUUGUUCUUAGAAAAUAUUCAAGCAGAUAUGGAUAUGUCCACAAAAAACCUCAUUACAUCCAGCAGCCCAAAUACGCAUAGUUGCUACCCCUAAUACCUGGAGGUCCUUGCAAAUGCAUUUACCAGAUGUCGAAUCACUGUUACAAAUGAGCUUAGCACCUUUUUCUGGCACUUGUGAGUGAUGUCACCUGGGCUUUAGUUUUUUUUUUGUUGGUUUUAACAAGCCCUUCAAGAAUAAUGUUUUUAAUUCUUGGUCCAGCAUAUGCUGAAUCUGAACGACAUUUUAGAAUUGUUUGCUCUAUAUUUUUAAUUGUACUUUAAUUGUACUGUAGGUUAAUGCCACUGUAUAAUGAAGUCUGUGUUGAAAAAUCUAAAAUGCGUAUUGAUUGAGAACAUGCUUUUCAACAGCAACCCUUAACAUGAUCCUUUGCUGUGGCAACUAUACAUUUUUGAUUAAGGCAUGUUAUCAAGAAUGAUCAUAGUUCUGUCAGUUUCAGAUAUGUUUAAACCGGUUGUAAAUGAUACAGGUAUAGGACCUGUUAUCCAGAAUGUUUGGAACCAGGGGUUUUGCAGAUAAGGGAUCUUUCCAUAGUUUGGAUGUCCAUACCUUAAGUCUACUAAAAACCAUUUAAACAUUAAUAAACCCAAUAGGAUUGUUUUGACUCCAAUAAGGAUACAUUACAUCUUAGUUGGGAUCAAGUACAAGGUAUUGUUUUAUUAUUACAGAAAUUUAAAAUUAUUUGAUUGGAAUGGAGCCUAUGGGAGAUUCAGAGCUUUCUGGAUAACGGGUUUCCACAUAAUGGAUGUACAAACCCACACAUGCCACAAUUACCCUUUAAAGAAGGUAGUUUUUGAAAAAAGCACUUUACAGUAAGCUGCAAAACCCCUGGGGUUGCCAACUUACCCUCUUUAAAACUAACUUUAGAUCAAUGGCUAGAUAGUAAUUACUCUCAUCUCAAAUUCCAUUUGUACUUUAACUAGCAGAAUCCCCUGAAAUAUUUUUGCUGUCAGGAAUUCUGAAAGUUGCAUUAAACCCCACCUGUUAUAGAUACAUAUAAAAAAACAUUUUACUUUAAUUAAGACAAAUAGUUGCUGAAAGUUCUAGCUAAAGCAUUUUCUAACAUUCACUUGUGCAUACAUCAAGAUUUCCAUGCUUUUGGCUGGCAUGUACAGGUAAAUAUUUGCAUCAGCAUGGGGAGCCAGUUGUUCUUUGCACUACUCAUGUGAUGAAUACUAAGAGCUUUAUGAGCACUCUGCUUCUGCUGGUUUAAAAUAUGUGUCCUGCUGUUGAGGUUUCAGAAGUAUGGAAAUAUUUACAAUAGAUUUGUGAGUGUCUUAAUACUAGGAGAACUUCUUCUUGAGACCUGCCUAGGACUGCACUGGUUUCUAAUUAUAUAUUAAGUUCUGGAGGUACAUGUUCUUACUGAUUCAACAUGGGCACCUGCAUGUGUGUGCAAGUUUAACUGCAGUGCCCAAAUGCCUGUUCAUAUCCUAAGUCAGCCAGGGGCUUUGAGAAGAGUGGUUGAACAACAUCUACAUGCUGGCAAUAUUCACAGAAUCUGAAAAAGCUUUUUUUAUCAGUGAAAUACUCAUUUCACCUUGUGCCUGUAUUUAAAUAUACCGAACUGCAAAUUAUUACAAUGGGGCGAUUGUUUUUCUUAGGCUGUUGUCAUAUGCAGCAUUUUCUCUGCUUACAUUGGUCCUUACAGAGUUUCACCUUGAGCGUAUGAGUGAAAUCCACCCUGUGGGCAGCAACGCGUGGAUUUCAUUCCUGUUAAUGCAUAUACAAAUGUGGUGACAGUAGCCUUACGAAUGGCAAUAGCAGGAGCCCCCUUUACAAUGCUUACCUCUCCUCCAAUUGGACAAUGGCAGGGGUUGCAGGAUCACUAGUGCAGUGGUGCCUCUAUAAACACAAAAAGAGCAGGAUCAGUACCAGAGGUGGCUUUUUAUAGCUCUCACCUUGCCUCAUGUUAGAACCACCCCUAAGCUAUAGGUGGAUUUUCUGAUUCAAAGAAAUUGACAAUGAAUUUAGCUUGCUUAGAAUGGGUGAGGAUUGUCAGGUCAGACCCUAUACCAUAUGUGACAGGUUCUUCCAACCAGUCUGGGUUUCACACAAUAGCUCCUGCCUCAUCCUCUAGCCUAAUUUAUUGCUAUGGUAUUAUUUUAUAUUCAUGGGCUAGAGUCCUGAAGAUACAGUUAUUUGGCUCAAGGACAUUACUUGAUAAUUUUCCUGCAUAGCCAGCAAUGUAGCCAACAUUUAUUUUAACGAUAACAAACAUAUAUAGCAAACAUUAUUACCUUACUGAUCUGGAUGUCAUUAACAUAUCUGUUCAUUUAAUAAAACACCUUUGACGAAAUCAAAAAACUUUGCUCCCAAAAGACCAAACAGACUAUGACAUUAACUAAACAAAGGUAACAGUCCCCAUGGCCUUGAUAAACUUAUUGCAUGCCAUGUAUUCCAGAAAUUAGGAAGAAAAAAGUGAUCUUUUGCACUCAUGGGCUUUUAGAUGAUUAGUUGUAGUUAUACUUUUUUAUGUUUGUCUGUGGAUAAAUCAUGGGUGGGGGAAGUGUUUUUGUGCCACAAACAUGAUGUGGUUGAUAUAUUAACAUGAUGUGAUUAAUAUAUUAACAGUGGGCAAAUUUUUCUCAGUGCAGUAAGCCGUCAGCUACCUCCUUUUAAGUAUUUUACUUGCAGGACUGUGAUAAAAGCUAAUUGCUUAUUGGUUGCUAUAGAUUAAUAUUGUCCAGUGUUUAAUAAACAAGUUCCAGGGUGACACUCAAAGCUCAAAAAUAUCCUGGUUAUCACAUGUAAUAUGUGUUAUCACAUGUAAUAUAUCACAGCACAGCUUGAUUAGUUUACCAGUAGGUUUCCUUGCCUUUCACCAUUGCCCUCCAACUUUGUGAAAGAUGUGUUGUGGGCUGCUGAACCUAAUGGAUUUCAGCACAGUUCUGCACAAUAUUUUACAUAUUGUUAUAUGCUCAAAAGUGACUAUGAGAUAUUAUAAGGAGCAUUAGACUUUUUCACUAAGUGGGUGCUGGUUCAAAAUGUGAAAAUUUAAAAAAAAAAAAAA